AUGCCGAGCGCACUCUGGGUGCUCUUGCCCGAUGCGGUGCCCGUUCUCGUGGCGACGCCGACUUGCAUGAACGCAGAGGACCUUGCGACCGUCGUCAAGCGCGACUUUUACGCGACGAUGCCGCCGCUGCACCUCUCGGUGCACACGUUUGACGGUCGGCUCCUGCGCGCCCACGAGCUGCUGCCGCACGUUAAUGGCCCCGAGAGUCCACUAAGCAUUGCUUUGCUCGAGCAAGAGCUGCGUGCGGUCCAGGAAGAGCCAUCGGCCCUUCGAUUCUACAAGGACCUCGAUCUCGCCCGGCUCGCAAACAUUGCCGAGCCGGCCAAGCAACACCUCGUGCUCUUGCAGCCAAUACCAGGCUCGCAUUCGACCCGUCUCUUUGUCCGGUCGAUCUAUCGGUCGCUCGUGGCCGAGAUCCUCGUGGUGCCGACCGUGCUCGUCACGGGGCCGGGCAAGUCGACCUUUCUCAUCUACCUCCUCUGGACGCUCGUGUGGACACGUCAUCGCGUCCUCGUCUUCUUCAACGAGGACGUCGUGCUGCUGGAUCCGCUACACGGCGUGGACGCCAUCGAGGUGCUGCCGCCCUUGACAGACGAUGUGUUUUGGGCCUUGGAUCUCUGGGUGCUUCUCGACACGACUGCUACCGAUCAGGCGGCGAUUCCGUUUGGCAAGGUGCACAGCGUCCGUGUGGCCCAGUCGGCGAUAACGCGCUGUGCCCUUGCGACGACGCAUAUCGCGCUGCCCGACUGGGACGCCGCCGAGCUGGCGAUGGCGGCGGCCACGUGCGGCGUGCGCACAACUGCGCCAACACUCGGUCCAUGA
Molecule: messenger RNA, 822 nt
Organism: Saprolegnia diclina VS20
Lineage: Eukaryota; Oomycota; Saprolegniomycetes; Saprolegniales; Saprolegniaceae
Exons: 1
Coding region: 1-822 (273 amino acids)
Source: RefSeq, a predicted model, not a curated record